UGGCCGUUGUCAAAAAUGGAUGCGCUCGCCUUGUCUCUUCUUUUCCUCCUCGCACUGCUCGCCUCCCUUCUUCUCGCCAGCGGUCGAGAAGCAAGAACCAAUCCGCCGGUCCGAAAUCUCCCGCCGGGCCCCGCGAAGCUCCCGAUCAUCGGUAACCUCCAUCAGAUACGCGGCAAUCUGCCGCACCAAUCCUUAUGGGAAAUCUCUAAGCGGUACGGCCCGCUCAUGCACCUAAAGCUCGGUCAAGUCUCCGCCGUCGUCGUCUCCUCCGCCGCCCUCGCCAAGGACGUCCUCCAGACCUUCGAUCUCGCCUGCUGCUCCCGCCCCCACAACGUCGCCACCUCCGAGUUCUCCUACGGCCGCUCCGACAUCGCCUUCAUCCCCUACGGCGACCGCUGGAAGCAGCUACGCAAGCUCUGUACCGUCGAAUUCUUCAGCGCCAGAAAAAUUAACUCUUUCACGUCCGUAAGGGAAGAUGAGAUCGCGAAGAUGGCGAAGCAUAUCUCUUCUCGCAUCUCGAGCUCCCUCGCCAUCGACGUGAGCGAGCUCACCUUGUGCUUCUCCUGCAACACGAUAUGCAGGACGGCCUUCGGCCGAGACAUCGUGGGCGACGACCUCAGCGUUUACGACGUACUCAGGGAAGCGCAGGAGGUGGUGACCAGCUUCUUCCUGGAAGACUACUUUCCCCUGCUCGGGUGGGUCGAUGUGGCGACGGGGAUGAAAUCGAGGCUUCGGAAAUCGUUUCUAGAGCUCGACGGCAUCUACCAGAAAUUCAUCGAUCGCCAUCUCAACGCGAAGACUAGUCGAUCAGAAAGUGAGGAUGAUGAGGAUUUAUUGGAUGCUCUGCUUCGGUUGCGGAAGGAUGGGCAGCUGACGGAGGAGAACGUCAAAGGAGUUCUUAUGAAUAUUUUUAUCGCCGGGACGGAUACUUCGUCGGCGGUGGUGGAAUGGGCGAUGGCUGAGCUCAUCAGGCGGCCGGAGUUGAUGAAGAGAUCCCAAGAGGAAGUGAGAAGCUGCGUGGGGAGAAGCAAAGGGAAGGUGGAAGAAAGCGACCUGCACCAGCUUCACUACCUUAAACGCAUCGUCAAGGAGACGAUGAGGCUGCACCCGCCGGCGCCGCUGCUCAUCAAGGAAACCAUGCACCCGGUCACUUUAAGCAACGGGUACCGAAUUCCUCCCAAGACGACGAUCUACGUGAACUCAUGGGCGAUCGGCAGGGAUCGGGAUGCGUGGGAGAGACCGGAGGUGUUCGACCCGGAGAGGUUUGUUAACAUGGCGUCGCCGGCGGUGGACUCGUUCGCGCACUAUGACUUCAAGCUGAUUCCGUUCGGCGAGGGGCGGAGGAUUUGCCCGGGGAAGAAUAUGGGGAUGCUGAUGGCGGAGGUGGCGCUGGCUAACCUCCUGUACUCCUUCGACUGGCAGUUGCCUCCGGGAAUGAGGGAGCAGGACGUGAGCAUGGAAGAAGCGCCGGGGGUCGCAGUUCACAGGAAGCAUGCUCUGCGGCUGAUGGCAGCCGAAUCUGAGGCAAACUAGCAGCUGUCGUUGCUUCAAUCUUUCCCGCUGUCGUUUUCAGUCUAAUAGUUUUCUUAAUGAUUGAACUAAAUUAAAAGAGUGAUUGAAAAUUAAACAAUUUAGAUCUUUGAUUGCCUAUGAAAAAGUAGGUUUCUCUCAAUUAAUUAACCCUAUACUAUUUCUCAGUAGGUAGGUUACAAAUUGGAGGAAAGAUGUUAGUAGAUUGUAUAUGAGGGUGAAGAUCAAUUAUAAUGGAUGGAU
Zingiber officinale is the source of this 1773-nucleotide messenger RNA. RefSeq names its product cytochrome P450 71A1-like. The transcript has 2 exons. The record is from RefSeq and is a predicted model, not a curated record. Bases 16 to 1533 code for a protein of 505 amino acids. NCBI's taxonomy places the organism in Eukaryota, Viridiplantae, Streptophyta, Magnoliopsida, Zingiberales, Zingiberaceae. Gene Ontology annotation, molecular function: heme binding; oxidoreductase activity, acting on paired donors, with incorporation or reduction of molecular oxygen; iron ion binding.